AUGAAGGCCCGAGAAGUACAACCGCCUUCACCCCCACAGGCUCAAAGGAAGGGCGGUAGCGAUGAUUCAGAGAAUGUGUGGGAGCCUCUCAGAACUCUGCUCUCGGUCCAUACCGAAGAGGUGUCCAAUGGGCGCGAAUCCAUUUUGAUCAGUCGUUUGGCUCAAGCACACCUUCGACACCGCCAGCAAUUCUCAUACUGGAGGAGGCACAAAGAAAAGCUUGCGCAGCACUCGAUCAAGAGCUCUCAUCAAGCACUUGCGAGUCGUGAACGGGGAUUCAUGGCCAGAAAUACUCCUGCUAGAAAUAUCUCAACGCCUGAGAAUCUCCUGCCACAAGCGCCAUCGGUAACUACGGCAACGCUUCUCCAAAUUCCUCCGCAGUAA
Molecule: messenger RNA, 384 nt
Organism: Lindgomyces ingoldianus
Lineage: Eukaryota; Fungi; Ascomycota; Dothideomycetes; Pleosporales; Lindgomycetaceae
Exons: 1
Coding region: 1-384 (127 amino acids)
Source: RefSeq, a predicted model, not a curated record